CCUUUGCUCAACUGGUGGACAAGAUGGGUACUACAAAAGGACCUGAAGGAUUAUCGCUUCGAUGGGUAAUCGUAAUCGGAGUCGCUGUUCGUUUGGCAUUCUUUUUCUUGCCUUCGUUGGAUUUUGUGCCUUCGAUCCUUGAAAGAAGACCGGAAUUGAGCACGCCAACGACCUCAUAUAUGGCAGUCAAGGAAGCAUUGUAUCUGCAAAAAGUCUACAAAUCUUCAACUGGUACGCUGCCACCACCAUAUCAAUCGGGCAAUCUGUAUCUUCCACCAAUAAUAUUGAGAUAUCUCGAACCAAUCUUGAGCAGGACAGGUAACACUGCAAGUUCCUUUCAUAUCACAACGGCUCUCAUCUGGAGCAUAGCAGACGCCAUCACUGCGAUACUGCUCGCAAGUAUUUACGUCAAAAAGCAAAAAUACCUCAAACGAGUCCAUGCUUCUCCGGAUCAGGCUCAAUUGGAUACUUCCAUGUUGGCAGGUUCAGCUCUUUCUUCCGCAGGCGGAAUAGCAGCUUUCUUCUUAUUCAACCCAUUCAGCAUUGCUACAUGUUUGGCAAGAUCAACAACGACAUUUAACAAUCUCGCAUUGGCAUUGGCCAUCAGCUCAGCACUAUCUGCUUCGCUCGUGAUGCUUGGCUUAGGGAUAGUGUCUGCCAUACUCAUUUCGGUAUAUCCAGUCCUUUUGGUUCCUGCGAUAACGAUUCUUUAUGCAAUGAGCGCUUCCUCAAACACCACUCACAACAGAUCUGGCAAGCAAACAUGGUCCAAAGGUCAAGCGAUCAUCUGUCUCUUCUUCAUUGCUGCAACACUGGCGCUCUUCGUAUACGUAAGCUAUGAGGUGAGCGGCAAAGAUUGGACUUUUAUUGAUCGUGCUUAUGGCACAAUCUUAUUCCUUCCGGAUCUGUCACCGAAUAUUGGAUUAUGGUGGUACUUCUUUAUCGAAAUUUUUGAUCACUUCAGAGACUUUUUCCUGUUAGCCUUCAACGUGCAUGUGGCAAGCUAUGCAAUCCCACUUACGAUCAAAUACAGACAAGAUCCGCUAUUUGCAAUUACCGCAUUGACAGGAUUGAUUGCUGUUUUGAAAAGUUAUCCAACGCUAGGAGAUUCAUCGAUGUUUUUAUCAUUAUUGAUUUUACACAGAGAGAUUUCACCUUAUUUACGACAUUCCUUAUUUACCACUUUGCUUUAUACCCUUGCCACUUUGAUGAUGCCAGCUUUGCAUCACCUUUGGCUUCAAGCAGGAAGUGGAAAUGCAAACUUUUUCUAUGCUUCUACACUUGUUUGGGCUUUGGCAGGAGGAUCAUCGGUUUUAGACGCAAUGUGGGCAUGGGGAAGGUGGAGAUGGGAAACGGAAAGAAAGCGGGAUGCGAGUGGGAAUGCAGAUCGAAUUGCAACGCAGAUUGGCAAAAAGAAAGAAGAUGUUGUGCUUCAUAGAAAAGUUAUACAAGCUUGAAUGAUUGUUAGCAAUGUACAAUAUUAUCUUCAUCAACCAUUUGUACGAAUAGGAAAUCGGAGUACGGAAGUUUGACUUAAAAUUAAAUGUUGAACUAGGAUAUAUACUAUCUAUA
Messenger RNA from Meira miltonrushii, 1572 nucleotides. RefSeq names its product PIG-U-domain-containing protein. The record is from RefSeq and is a predicted model, not a curated record. The coding region runs from base 24 to 1457 and encodes 477 amino acids. The transcript has a single exon. Gene Ontology annotation, biological process: attachment of GPI anchor to protein; protein localization to cell surface. NCBI's taxonomy places the organism in Eukaryota, Fungi, Basidiomycota, Exobasidiomycetes, Exobasidiales, Brachybasidiaceae. Gene Ontology annotation, cellular component: GPI-anchor transamidase complex; membrane.